This is a messenger RNA of Yamadazyma tenuis ATCC 10573, 1392 nucleotides long. RefSeq lists its product as uncharacterized. Gene Ontology annotation, cellular component: membrane. The record is from RefSeq and is a predicted model, not a curated record. Gene Ontology annotation, biological process: transmembrane transport. Gene Ontology annotation, molecular function: transmembrane transporter activity. NCBI's taxonomy places the organism in Eukaryota, Fungi, Ascomycota, Pichiomycetes, Serinales, Debaryomycetaceae.
AUGGAGACGAUGGAAAUCGAAUCUGGAUCCUUCGACGACUUUGACCAGUAUAAUGUGGAAUAUAAAGGAGAAGUACUAUACAUUGAGUCCAAAGACUGGAGAAAGAGUAAUAGUCUUAAAUUUCAAAUCGUUGUUGUGCUUUGUCUCUUCACACUCUUCGGGCUUGGUGACCAAGCGGUUGGAGCGUUGAUUCCGAUAUUCCAGAAGCAUUAUCACGUGUCUGAUCUACAAGCCAGUUUUCUUUUCCUCAGCGCCAUCACUGGGUAUAUUCUAAUGGGAUUGCUUAACGGUAUUAUCCACGAGAAAAUCGGGUUGAGGGGGAUUCUUAUUAUCGGAACCGUCUCCUUAUGCACCGGGUUUGGUGUGUUUAGUACUGCCCCUCCGUUCUGGGUGAUGGUGGUAUUUGCGCUGUUCACCGGAACUGGCUGCGGAGUUCUUGAUGCUGCGUGCAAUUCAUGGGUGGGAGGCUUGAUCGACUCCAACCAGAUCUUGGGAAUACUUCAUGGGUGCUAUGGACUUGGGUGUUUGAUCUCUCCAAGCUUGAUUUCGAAUUUGCUUGAAAGAAAGAUCAAUCCCUGGAAAUGGAACCAAUACUACCGAUUAUUGUUUUGGCUUGCCUUGGUGAUGUUUGGGGUAUCGUCAUUCGUGUUCCGUCGUGAAACGGCCAAGAAGUACCUGUACGUAUUUGAUUUGAAGGUCGGUAAAAUAGGAAAAGAUGGGUAUGAGUUGUCUUCUGCAAAUGAUGAACUUGAGGAGGACGACCUAGAUAAGUUUCAAAAUGCCAGUUUAGGAGAUUCUCUCAAGUCAAAGUUGGUUUGGACGUUCUCUUUGUUUUUAUUCUUGUAUGUGGGAGGUGAAGUGGCUUUCGGAUCGUGGUUAAUCAGUUACCUCUUGAGAGUCACCAAGGUGAGCUACAAAAUGAGCUCACAUAUUGCAACCAGUUUUUGGACAGGGUUGAUGGUGGGCAGAACGGUGCUAGGGUUUGCUACGGCCUACUACUUUAAUACCGAACUUACGGCCAACUUGACAUAUGCAGUGGGCUCUGUGAUGGGUUUUAUCGUAUUUUAUGCCAUAUCAUUUACUACAUGGCACUGGCUUUUUUUUGUUAUAGCGUUUGUCACAGGUGUUUGUGUGGGCCCUAUAUUCCCCACUACCAUCGUAAGCGCCAUAGGAAUUCUUCCCACCAAGUACCACACUUCGGGUGUUGGUUUCAUCUGUGCCUUUGGUGGAGGAGGAGCUGCCGUAGUACCAUUUUUGGUUGGACUCGUUGCUAAUUCAAGUAAAACCGGGUUAAAGUUGUUCCCGUUGAUUAUCUUACUUGACUUUUUGUUCUUGGGCACCUGGUGGUUGUUAAUCACCAAAAAAUUCUUGCCUACUUAUGUAAGACCAUAA